CAACUCUGCAUUCUUGUGAAGAAGGUCCUUACCUUACUGAAUGAAUUCAUAGCUGUACCGUUGAGUCCCGUCUCAAAAGAUCUCCGGAAGAUUCAGAAGACUGAUGACUCCGAGUUGGAAGUGGAAGAAAAACAAACAAAGCAAACGACGCUAAGCGCAUGGGAUGGAGAAGUUCUACAGAAAUCCCGGGAGGUGCAGAUAGACGCAGUUGUUGGCUCUCCCGGUGACAAUGAAUCCUUAGCGGUGGAAGUCGAGGAGUAUCCUGAUGCGAAUCUGAAGCACCGAAGGCCAGUGGCGGAUUCGAAUCGAUCGACAGGUAUAAUUGCUUCAGAAAAGUCGGUGACUGAUGUGCAGACGGACGACACCGUUGACUCAGGAUAUGAAUCAGCUCUUUCAAUCCGUGAAUAUGAUCACAUUAAAGCCUGGUUGGGUGCGAGGUCAGUCAACAAAUCCGAGGUUUAUUCUGGAUCGGGCUAUGAUGGUGCCGCAUCUGGAUCAUCGUCCUAUGCGGCAUCGGUCGUUUCAAUCUUUUCCGUGGCAUCCUUAGCAUCCUCGGCAUCUGAUAUAUCGAGAGGAAGUGGAUAUUCUGCAGUACAAAUCGCAACAGCUACCAAGGUAUUACUCUCGGUCUUCUAUGAAGACAAGACGCUAUUGUCGCUUUAUAAGAACGCCAUAGGAAACGAGAACAUCGGACCAGAAAGGCUACAGAGAAACCUCCGACGACUCUUCCGGGCAUACGCUGGUCUGUUGGAGAACGAAGCCACGGAAAGAUUAGAGUAUCUAUCAUCGCGACUCGUCCUUAUAAAGUCGGCUUUCUUAGCACAGUCCAUUGUUGAGAAGUUGCAAAACGGCCAAGUGGGCGCACGAUCACCUCGCAGCGAGCGCAACGAAGAAAGCUCUGAUGAAGAAGAUGAUAGUUCCAAUACACAUUUAGUGAAUGAGGACGCUUUCGAGGACCUUGCGAUCUUUCGCGAGUUCUUAGUUGGAAGCGGUGCAUUCAGAACUUUUCGCGAUCAAUUGGAGGCAUUCGUACUACCGAAACCGAUACAUCUGACGCAUGAAGAGCUUAUCGGCAAAAGAGAAGCGUCAAACGCGACGACGAUGAAGCCGGUCCCGAUGAAGGCAGUCUCAGGACAUAGAAAUGUCUUGACCUGGCAAAAAUGGUGUCGUGAUGCAAAGCUAAGCACCGAUGGUUUGUUUCACGGUGCUUAUCUUGAGACUACUGCAACGAGCUUAUUCCAUCUUAUGAUGGAUGCUAUUUCCUUAGCAACAGAUGAUCUUCUGGUUGCUUCAGGUCGACUAGAGCCGCCUCUGAGUCCGAACAUGGUCCGCCUUCGAUGGCAAUGCGUAUGUGUUUUCUACUCUAAAGCGCUUCCUUACUACCAAUUCAUACGCUAA
Molecule: messenger RNA, 1398 nt
Organism: Alternaria postmessia
Lineage: Eukaryota; Fungi; Ascomycota; Dothideomycetes; Pleosporales; Pleosporaceae
Exons: 1
Source: RefSeq, a predicted model, not a curated record